CGCGCGCGCUCCUAAUCCCCUGCCUUCCGGCUCAGCCGAGCCGCUUGCGGCGGCCAGCAGGGUCGCCUUCGCUGGGGACCUCCGUCGCUGGCUCUGCGUCACCGUCUGGUCAGGCGGAGCGAUGCCCGCGCCCCGCUUCCCCGUGUCCCGCGCGCCCGGUGACCACUCGCCCGCUGCAGGGCUGCAGCCGUGACCCCCUGCCGCCGACUUUCGCCCAGCGUCCAGCUCCGAGCUCGCUGGCCCGGGCGGGGAGAGGCCCUGGUAGUGUCAGGAGGUUUCAGAGGCUGGAGCAGCUACUUCUGUGGUCGUGGAGAUCAGCGUCCACCAGGAUUACUGUAUGGUCUUCACCCAGCCUGCCACCCCCUAGGCUCAGCCUUGGGUCCUGAUUUCCACCAAUGAAGUUUUUUUUUUUUUUAAGCCUUUCUUGAAUCAUGUGACAUCACUUCUUGUCCGUUGUUUCUCUUUCAGUAGCCAAAUCCACUAGGUGUAAGUUCCCGUUGGUUGACAGUACUGAGUUGUUUGCCUGUCCACUUGGCACUGUCGUUAUGAUUUUCAUAAGUACUCACCCGAGUCCUUGCCUUGAAGAGAGCAUUCACACUCUUGGCUGCCUGACAAAGACAACAGUCAGGCGAUGAUUCUCCCAGCUCCGUUUUUCUGUAUGUCAAGUUUGCAAGGCUGAAAAAAACUAUUUUCUUGCACAUUGGCAUAGGAAAAGAUAAAUCCUGCAUUGAUGGCAAAAGUUGAUCACCAUGAGACUGUUUUAGAUUCCUUGGUAGGGCAGUAUGGUUUCCAGUAAGGCUUCAGUUUAUGAAAAGAGCAAGGAGGAAGGUGAGAAAAUAGGGUUAAUUGGAGCUAUCCCGUGUCAUAGGAACUUGAUUAAUUUCUAAAAUGCAAGUGAAGAGACUCAGAGUUCCUUAGAAAGUUGUUACACCAUCUAUUAAGCCCCAGGGAACAGCUGAGGGCUCUUAAGCCUCCAUUUUCUGUCUAAGUUGUUAAUUGUCUAAAAUAUUAGACUGAAAUGUUGGGGAAACGUAAGCGUGUGGUGUUGACAAUUAAAGACAAACUUGACAUCAUUAAGAAGCUUGAAGAAGGCAACUCUUUUAAAAAACUUUCUGUCCUGUAUGGAAUUGGUGAAUCCACAGUUCGAGACAUUAAAAAAAACAAAGAAAGAAUUAUAAACUAUGCCAACAGUUCAGAUCCUACUAGCGGGGUGUCCAAACGUAAAUCUAUGAAGUCAUCAACGUAUGAGGAGCUUGAUAGAGUUAUGAUAGAGUGGUUUAAUCAACAGAAAACAGAUGGGAUCCCAGUGUCUGGGACUAUCUGUGCAAAACAAGCCAAGUUCUUUUUUGAUGCAUUGGGGAUGGAAGGUGAUUUUAAUGCCUCAUCUGGCUGGCUCACUCGGUUUAAGCAGCGCCACGGGAUUCCAAAGGCUGCUGGUAAAGGAGCAAAGUUAAAAGGGGAUGAAACUGCUGCCAGUGAAUUUUGUGGUAACUUUCAAGAAUUUGUGGAAAGAGAAAAUCUCCUACCGGAACAAAUUUAUGGUGCUGAUCAAACUGGACUGUUCUGGAAAUGUCUCCCCUCAAGGACACUGGCUUUUGACCCUGACCGGAGUACUUCGGAGUAUAGGUCAAGCAGGGAGAGAAUCAUUAUUAUGUGUUGUGCAAAUGCCACGGGUCUACAUAAGCUUAACCUUUGUGUGGUAGGAAAAGCAAAAAGGCCCCGUGCAUUCAAAGGCACUGACCUUUCCAACCUUCCUGUCACUUACUUCAGUCAGAAAAGUGCAUGGAUCGAGCAGUCUGUUUUCAAACAGUGGUUUGAGAAGUGCUUUGUGCCACAGGUGCAGAAGCACCUGAAAUCCAAAGGGCUUCGAGAGAAAGCAGUACUGCUUUUAGAUUUUCCCUCAGCACAUCCAGCUGAGGACCAGCUGAGCUCCGAUGAUGGCAGGAUAAUUGUGAAAUAUUUGCCACCAAAUGUGGCAAGUCUUAUUCAACCUAUGAGCCAAGGAGUUCUAACCACAGUCAAAAGAUAUUACAGAGCAGGACUUAUCCAGAGAUACAUGAAUGAAGGAAAUGACCCAAAAAUGUUCUGGAAGAAUUUGACAGUGCUGGAUGCAAUUUAUGAGGCCUCAAGAGCCUGGAACAUGAUACGAUCAAAUACCAUAACCAGAGCGUGGAAAAAGCUUUUCCCUAGCAGUGAAGACAAUUCAAGCAUGAGCAUUGAUGAAGGAGCCAUUUUAGCUGCUAAUUUAGCAACAGUUUUACAGAAUACAGAAGACUGUGAGCAUGUCAACAUUGAAAAUAUCGAGCAGUGGUUUGACUCUCGGAGUAGUGACUCAAACUGUCAGGUGUUGGCUGACAUUGUAGGUGCUGAAGACCGGGCUGUGGCUGCUGAGCAGAAGCCUUCCAGGAAGACUAGGAAAGCAGAACUGAAUCCAGAGAAGCAUAUUAGCCACAAAGCUGCACUUGAAUGGACUGAAAAUUUGCUGGAUUAUCUGGAACAACAAGAUGACAUGCUACUAUCUGAUAAGCUGGUAUUGCGGAGGCUUCGGACCAUUAUAAGAAGAAAACAGAGGAUUCAAAAUAAAAAUCAUCUAUAGCGCUCCCUUCGGUUGCUGUGUAUUUUCAUCUUUGUGGCUUGUCUGCAGUGGUUUUAUCUAAGGCCAAAUAAAUGUUACCAAUGAUUUUAGAAUUAGACGCUGCUUUGGAUUACUUAAAUUACAGCUCUUUGAUGUUGGCUCUCAAUGAGCAAUGACAUGGAAUUCAUUAUCUGCUUCUAAACUGUGUUAUACUAAUUAGAUCACAAGGUACCCAAGGCUGGGAUAUGUUGUAUGUCUGAAUUCAACAUGUCUAGUGACAGGCUGUGCACACUCAAUAAAUCUUACUUAAAUUGAA
This is a messenger RNA of Onychomys torridus (southern grasshopper mouse), 2891 nucleotides long. It is a transcript of the gene Tigd2, whose product is annotated as tigger transposable element derived 2. Lineage: Eukaryota; Metazoa; Chordata; Mammalia; Rodentia; Cricetidae. The record is from RefSeq and is a predicted model, not a curated record. The transcript is spliced from 2 exons. Gene Ontology annotation, cellular component: nucleus. Gene Ontology annotation, molecular function: DNA binding. The coding region runs from base 1019 to 2596 and encodes 525 amino acids.